Messenger RNA from Cynocephalus volans (Philippine flying lemur), 969 nucleotides. RefSeq names its product potassium channel subfamily K member 17-like. Gene Ontology annotation, biological process: stabilization of membrane potential; potassium ion transmembrane transport. The record is from RefSeq and is a predicted model, not a curated record. Bases 1 to 969 code for a protein of 322 amino acids. Gene Ontology annotation, molecular function: potassium ion leak channel activity; outward rectifier potassium channel activity. Gene Ontology annotation, cellular component: plasma membrane. Lineage: Eukaryota; Metazoa; Chordata; Mammalia; Dermoptera; Cynocephalidae. The transcript has 5 exons.
AUGAAGGGACCGCGCGCCGGCGGGGCGCCCGAGGGCAGGAGCCAGGGCUCCGCGGUGCCGGGCACCGCGCUCCUGCUGCUCACCUACCUGGCCUACCUGGCGCUGGGCACCGGCGUGUUCUGGGCGCUGGAGGGCCGCGCGGCGCAGGACUCCCGCCUCAGCUUCCAGCGCGACGAGUGGGAGCUGCUGCGGAACUUCACCUGCCUGGACGGCCCUGCGCUGGACUCGCUGAUCCGGGACAUUGUUCAAGCCUCCAAAGACGGGGCCAACCUCCUCAGCAACACCACCAGCAUGGGGCGCUGGGAACUCGUGGGCUCCUUCUUCUUUUCCGUGUCCACCAUCACCACCAUCGGCUAUGGCAAUCUGAGACCCCACACGAUGGCUGCCCGCCUCUUCUGCAUCUUCUUUGCUCUUGUGGGGAUCCCGCUCAACCUCGUGGUGCUCAACCGACUGGGGCAUCUCAUGCAGCGGGGAAUAUACUCCUGUGCCCGCAGGCUGGGGGGCACCUGGCAGGACCCGGCCAAGGCGCGGUGGCUGGCGGGCUCCGGCACCCUCCUCUCGGGCCUCCUGCUGUUCCUGCUGCUGCCCCCGCUGCUCUUCUCGCACAUGGAGGGCUGGAGCUACAUGGAGGGCUUCUACUUCUCCUUCGUCACCCUCAGCACCGUGGGCUACGGCGACUACGUGAUCGGGAUGAACCCCUCCCGGAGUUACCCGCUGUGGUACAAGAACAUGGUGUCUCUGUGGAUCCUCUUUGGGAUGGCAUGGCUGGCCUUGAUCAUCAAACUGAUCCUCUCCCUGCUGGAGACCCCAGGGGCGUCGUGUUCCUGCCACCACAUCUCCAAGAGGAACUUCAAGUCCCAAAGCUGGAGGCAGGGCCCAGAUGGGGAGCCAAAGUCCUGCUCCCCACAACAAGGCGGCUGUCCACAGGGGCCUACGGGAAGCCUAUGGCAUCUGGACUCCUCUGCUUAG